Molecule: messenger RNA, 837 nt
Organism: Paraglomus occultum
Lineage: Eukaryota; Fungi; Glomeromycota; Glomeromycetes; Paraglomerales; Paraglomeraceae
Source: the annotation of a GenBank genome assembly
AUGACAAAGCCAUAUGAUUUAGUCGCUGCUCAGAAACUAGUCGAGACUUUCCGCGUCAAUAAACCGCAAAUUGUGCAAUGGCAUGAAGAAAUCUCGAGUCAUGCCGAGCAUCAAAACGUUGCGCGUUUAACCUAUGAUCUCAAAGUGGCAAAAGAAAACUUUUCGCAACAACGGUUUAAUCGGAUCGAGUUUGAAACGCAGGUUAAUUUUUACAAGAAUAUUGUGAAUCUAGUAAAGACAGAACUACUUUCGAAACGGGUCAAGACAGAUUCAUUAGCACAAGAAGCCACACAUGAUCAAAAAGCAGAAACCGAGUUGGAGCAAGUCAAUGCAGAAAAAAAGCAAUAUUUGAAGACAAUGAAGGAAGCUAUUGCACAAUUAGAAGGAGAAAUAUUGUGUAUGACUGCACCUUUUGCAGAAGACUAUGACGCUUUGUCGGCGAAUAUUGCAAAGAUUACACAACUAAUUGACGAUAUUACACAGAUGGAGAGCGAGCGGGACAAGUUGGACGAAGAUGAGCGAACUAAAAAGAAAUACACACCUGCCGAAGCCACGCGAAUAAUCGAUGAGCAAGUUGAAAAAAUACAAGAAAUAUACGAAGAUACACUGCGAGGACAGUCCGAUAUUUCAGAAUUACACAUUGAGCAUGACAGAUUGCAGCAAGAAGAAGCGAGCGUGACCUCAGAGUUGGAGGCAGCGGGAAAGCUUGCGGCUGAGGCUAAGAGGAUUAUGAAAAACAAUGAUAUCACAAUCGAGAGACGAUGUCAAAGGCUGAAAGAGUACACAGAAUUCUACUGCAGCGCAAUAGGAUUUCCGGUUCCGGAAAUGCACAGUUGA